GACUUAGACAUUUUAAUAAUUUUUUUCAUCACUUUUAACGUAAAUGGCGGGGGAAAACUAAGGAUAUUUUUCAUGAUUUCUUUUAUUUGUAUUUAUAUCUUAACCCACAUGACAACAAUAAUCCCAUAAUUAAAGCAGCAAAGGUGGAUUAGUGAACAGCUUUGAAGAAGUGUGUUGUAGCUCAUUAGCAUCUUUAAUCAUCUGGAAAUGCUGCAGGAAAUCCGGCAGGUGCUGCGGCUCGUCGUGUUAAUGAGCAAGCAGGGACGACGGCACGGUUCAGGGAGUACCGGAGGCCUCCUCAUCCUCCUGUGGGAUGAAGAAGCAGGGGCUCAAAGGUUAAACUGCACCGUUGCAGCUGCUGGAUCCUGGUGUUCAGGCGUUGAAAUCAAAGCUCUUCAGCUUGAUUUGAAGGGCCGCAUGUUCCCCCAUGUUUCUCCAAGUCUGGAGCCUGACCCUGAAGAUCUGAUUCCCUUCACUGAGCUGCAUGGGUCGCUCAGAUUACUGCUGUCUUUUCAGAUGAAAGACGCGAGACAUUGGCCUUCAGAUUGGCAGUCAGAUGUUGAGGCAGUUCUUCAGGCAUUCAGCUUGGCUAAUGCUGGGAUACAAAUCCACCUUAAGCUGAAAUUUGCUCAGAAGACGUCUGUGCGUGACUUCAGAGCAAAGAUAAAGGCUAAAGUGUCACGUGCAGACCAGCCACCUCUCCUGUUAGAUGUUUCUUGUCCUGAACAAAAGCGAUGGUUCCUCUCAAAACCUCAUGGAUGGGCGAAGAGGGCGAGCUGGUGUCAGGGAGGACAUCCUGUGGACGGGGGCAGGUUGCCACUCGGUAUCCCACCCCAGGCCAUGGAUGGAGGACUGCUGGGGGAUCUCAGUGUUCGUCUUGUAACGCUACUGCAUCCGUGUGUGCUGCAAUACCCCAACAUGCCCACAGAGUUAAAAAGCAUCAAAGUGUUGGUAUACAACCCCUGUAAUAUUCCAGUGUCGGGUCCCUCUGGCUUCUUCCAAACCCUCCCUUCCUCCAUGGACUGUCAGCACCUGGGUCUGCGAGGACUGCAAUGCCCCGCCCACAAAGAUCCAGAGUUCAGAGUUGGUACUGUGUUCACCACUGAGCAAUGGGAAAAUGAAAAGAAAUGUGACGAUGAAGAGCAAGAAUCCAGUCACCUGCCAGUUCAGCAGAGUCUCCUGCUCUUCCUCCUCUUGCAACACAGAAACCCCUUCUGCUCCCACCUGUCUGAUUUUGUAGCCGCUGACAUGCUGAUAGAGCACCACCUGGAGGAGAUUCUGUGCAACAACAAGCCGGCUGUCAUGGCAGCCAUACGAACGGAAAUCGGGAACGCCAUGAAAGCUCAAAAUCAAAGGAAAAAGCAACAAGAGAAGCUGAAUUCAGCGGCUGAGGUGAUUCUCAGUUCCACCAUGAGUAUUGUUAGCUGCAGCAGCAACGUGGACUUCAGAAACGCCUGCUUUGACCUCAUGAAGGUAGCCGACACUCAUGCGUUGUCAUCCCACCUGGGUGAGUCACUCCGGCGAGUGAUGUCAUGGAGAUUCCUUCCCGUGGGCAGAUGUUAUUCCACUCAGAUGGAGGAAAAUCUUUUACAUCACGGGUCUACAAAGUCGGAAAUCUGAGGAUGCUGUUUUUUUUUUUUCCUUGAAAGGUUUUUGUGGAGUUCAGACGAGUGACCUGUAAUUUAUUUUGUCUAUAAUAUGCUGUAUUUACCUUGAAUAAAGAAAGUGGCGUGAAAAAA
Molecule: messenger RNA, 1739 nt
Organism: Oryzias latipes (Japanese medaka)
Lineage: Eukaryota; Metazoa; Chordata; Actinopteri; Beloniformes; Adrianichthyidae
Gene: top6bl
Product: TOP6B like initiator of meiotic double strand breaks
Biological process (GO): meiotic DNA double-strand break formation
Source: RefSeq, a predicted model, not a curated record